GGCUCAGCAUUGCUAGCUUCUGGACCUUGGCCGCUUGGCCACCAGCCGCAGCCAGCGGCGCGCGGCAGGGAGGAUGGCUCGCUGUGUGGGGGUGGACCUAGGGGUGGACUGCGUAGUGGCAUCCUCCUCGGUGGAGGAGAAGGCGGCCAUCACCAUUAACACCAACGACGUGUCGGGCCGCAACACCCCAGGCUUCGUCUCCUUCGACAGCAAGCUGCGGCACGUGGGCGUGAACGCCCAUGGGCGGCUGAUGGUGGCGCCCAAACAGACACUGAGCCACCUGGCGCUGGCUCUUUCCCCAGAAAGCCUGCAGAAGAGGAAGGAGGCCUACCAGUGGCUUUUUCCUUUCCAGGAGGACGGGCAGCUAGGCCCCGUGAGCUUCGAUGGGGAGGAGUUUGCGGUUCGGCCCUGCGGGCCUUUGGGGGUGCUGCUGCGGACCCUGAGCGGCUAUGCGACCGGGUCCGAGAAGCCGCAGCAGCUGUGCGUGGCGGUGCCGGACUACUUCACCGACAGCGAGCUGGCGGUGGUUUUGGAUGCCCUGCACCUGGCGGGCCUCAAGGAGAAUGCCUCGCUGCUGCGGCACUCCGCGGCGAUCGCGGCGGCCUUUGUGCACAGCCAAGGCGGCAACCUUUUGCCGGAGGGCACUGACGAGCGAACGGUGGGCUUCGUAGACAUCGGCUCCUCCCAUGGCACAGUGUCAGUGGUCAAGUUCGUUCGGAAGGAAGAGGGUGAGGUGGGAGCAGAGAUCCUUUACAAGUGCAGCGAGGAGACUAUGGGCGUGCAGGCCAUGGUGAACUGUUUGCUGAAAGAGGCGGUCUCUCGCAUUGAGCAGAAGCACAAGUGCAAGGUGAAGCUGGGCACAAAGUGGGGCCUGCGUUUGGCCAACGAAGUGAUGCAUGCCCUGAAGCACCUCAGCAUGCUGCCGGACGCCGAGAUCAGCUUGGAGGCCUUCCUGCCAGAGGGCCCCGAGGGCCCGGAGAUCGACAUCAAGGUCCCGGUGACUCGAAAGGUCUUCGAGACCUGCGCGGAGGCCGUGCUGAAGCGGCUCAAGGAGGUGCUAGCGGCGGCCAUGGAGUUUAAGCCCGAGGCCUUUGAGCUGGUCGGGGGCGGCGGCCGAAUCCCUGCCGUGCAGACCUUGGUGAAGGAGGCAGCGCUUGAAGCGCCGGUGCGCUUCGGCCUGGACGGGGCGGGGUGCGUGGCCCAGGGCGCGGCCGCCCAUGCGGCUGGGAAGCGGGUGCUGGAGCCUCUGGACGUGCCCAUGGCAGGCCUUGCCACUGAGGAGCUGGAAAGGAUAGGGGAGAAGGAGGCGAAGAUUGAGGCAACUCAUAGCGAGGAGCUGCAACGGCUGGAGAAGAAAAAUGCCUUAGAGUCGUACGUGUACCAAGUCAGAGAUUGGCUGAAUGGCAAGGACGGAUCGCUGCUGAAUCCCGAGGUGGUUUCCCCUUACCUGGACAAAGUCGUGCUGUGGUUCGAAGAUGCCAAUAUGGCGGAGGAGGACACACCGUUCCAAACCUAUUCUGACAAGCUGCAGGAGGUGGAAGACUUUGUCAAGAAGGAGGGCGCGGCCUAUUUCGAGAAGAAGGCAAAGGACUUCGAAGAGCAGGAGAAGGAGAUCGAAGCAUCCGCCGCGGCGGAAAGGGAAAGGAGGAAGGAGCUGGGGAUGGACUUCGACAAGGACGAGCGGGUCAUGAAGAAGGAGGACCGCAUUCGGCUGGCACAGAAGAACAAGGACGAAGGAAACGACAUGUUCAAGGCCCAGAAGUUCGACGAUGCGGUGCGGAGAUACAAGAAGGCCAUAGAGCAUGUGACCCGGCCAGAGGUGGUCAGCAAUCUGACGCCUGAUGAGGCAGAGGAGGCCAAGAAGAUCAAGGUGUCGUGCCAUCUGAAUAGUGCCCAGUGCUACAUCAAGGCCGGCGAGGCCGCAACAGCACAGCAGGGCAAGAAUGCGGCGGAGCCUUUCUUCAAGAAGGCUCGGACCUCUUGUGAUGAUGUUCUGGAGCUGGAUGCCGGCAGCAUCAAGGCCAUCUUCCGGCGGAGCCUAUGCUACGAGAAGCUUGGCGACCUAGAAGAUGCCCUCAAGGACAUCAAGAAAGGUCUCGGGGUUUCUCCUGAAGACGCGGACCUCAAGAAGUCCCAAGACCGCUUGCAGAAGCUGCUGAACAAGCAGAAGGAGGGGCAGAAGAAGGUCUUUUCCAAGAUGUUCGGCUGAUUAGCGCCAUUAUUCUCGAAAACUGCGCUCAGCGCACAGCUGUGCUAAUGCUGGCACCACUUCCGCCGGGGAUUUUUGGGGAAGUGCGGGCCGUUCUUCCAAGCAGUGCCUCGCGUACGCGCGCCAUGCUCUCUUUUGGUGCGGUGCCUCGUGAAGCGGCAGCGCACACUCGAGCUGGCAGGAGCCCAACGGCAGGCUUUGCGUCACAGAGUCGCCGCAAGAGGUGCAGUCUCCUUGAACAUCCCA
This is a messenger RNA of Effrenium voratum, 2455 nucleotides long. The record is from the annotation of a GenBank genome assembly. NCBI's taxonomy places the organism in Eukaryota, Dinophyceae, Suessiales, Symbiodiniaceae.